UCACAACCAGAACCUAAACACUACUAUACGCGAAAGGAAAAAAUAAAAUAAGGAUACACACACUGAUAGACUAGCCACUGCUGUAGCUUCGUCGCCACCUCCGCCUCUUCCUCCGCCGAUAUGUCGCUAGACGACCCCGAGUCCUCCGACGAGACUCUGGAUUUCUACAAGUCGCAUGUCCGAGAGUUGGAGGCAGAGCUCGCCGACUUCCAGGCUUCGUCGCGAGAACUAGAGCAGGAGCUCGAAAAGGAGUUGGAGGCAAGCGAGAAACAGCACCGGGAUCUCAGGAACAAGAAUGAAGCGCUACGGUACGAGGUCGAUGAGUGGAAGAACAAGUACAACAAGUCCAAAACCGAAGCGAACUCGGCCCAGAAUCUCCUGCAGAAGGAAAUCACCUCGUUGCGGGAACAGAACCGGGCCAUGCAGCUGCGACUACGCGACAUGGAGGUCUCCAAUGACGACUUUGAGCGACAGGAACGAAUCGUGAUGUCUUCGCUGGAGGAUAUCGAGUCGAAAUACAACCAUUCCCUGGAACGAGGAGUCAUGAUGGAGGAGGAGGUCCGAGCGGGAGAACAGGAGAGAGAGGCUCUGCGCAUCGAAGUGCAGCGGUUGCGCGACGAACUGUCGGACCUCAAGGUGGAACAGGAAAUCACCGCCGAGAAGCUCAACAACACCCUGGCCAUGGCGGCCAAAUACGGUAACGGCAGUUUGCACCACGUGCCUCCACCCAAAUUCCCGUCGCCAUUGUCCGAUAGCUCGACAAUUCUGUCGGAUGAACUGGGCACGUCCAUGACGACGCCGUCCGUUGCCUCGACCGCCACGCCCCAGUCGGAUCACUCGGGCCCGCCGUCACCACCCAUGUCCGAGGUGUCGACUACGCCCUCGCAGUGCGCUCGGCUCAGCAUUCCUUGCCACGACGCAACCACCCCGCGUCCCCGAAACUUCCAGCCGAAGUUCAGGAAGCGUUCGCGAGGUUCGUCCAUCGGUGGAAAUUCGGCGUUGCCGAUGCCGGCCUCGCGGUCUCUCACCCAGAUCCGUGGCUUGAUCGGACAGAUGCAACGGUUGGAGCAGCGAGUACAGAGUGCCCGGAGCAAGCUUCCUGGUCCUGCCGUCACCACUCCUCCGCGAGGUUCACCACACCACCCGCAGAUGGCACCGCCACUCACUAUGAACGCGAUCACACUGCGGUCACACAAGAAAUCUCGGGCUCCAUCCGUAUCGACCGCCUCCUCGGUGACGUCAGGUGGAGAGAGCAAUUACAGCGGCCGUCUGAGCUACCCGGCCGUCGAUAACAGACCGGCGUCCCGAAUGGCGAGGCCUGAAAGUCGAGCGGGAGGCGGGAUCCCCCGGCCAGAAUCUCGCGUAUCUGGCAGAACAUCGCGUUCUUCCAUGUCAGGGAACGGACUGGAUCGGACCACAACACUUCCCAUCAGGCCGCAGAGCCGGGCAAGUUUCGGCGGAAGGAUGACCCCGAUGACCGGCCACAGCUUCGGAGAAUACGAUAUAUCAGGCAGCGGCAGGAGGAGUAUGGGCGGCCAAGACGGGGGAUUCGGGAUGUCGAACAGAAGGAACACGGUCAACAGCGGCGGCAGUGCAAUUCCCCUCCCGAGAAAGAGCUACGGUGGACGGAUCAGUACAGUCGGAACUCGGGAAUUCGAGGAAGAGCCCUUGCCAACCACAGCCACCAACCCCACGGGGCAUGGACUGGUGAGAAGGCUUGGUGCUCAGAGGGGCGGAGAAAAUUGAAUUAUGUCCUCACCCACCCGCCGAGACCAACAACUACACCACACCACACCAUUAUCAUCUUUUUUUUGUUUUUGUUUUUACCGUUACCCAC
Molecule: messenger RNA, 1837 nt
Organism: Tricharina praecox
Lineage: Eukaryota; Fungi; Ascomycota; Pezizomycetes; Pezizales; Pyronemataceae
Product: NUDE protein
Exons: 2
Coding region: 121-1746 (541 amino acids)
Biological process (GO): cell migration; mitotic centrosome separation; microtubule nucleation
Cellular component (GO): centrosome; kinetochore; kinesin complex
Molecular function (GO): microtubule binding
Source: RefSeq, a predicted model, not a curated record